Molecule: messenger RNA, 2382 nt
Organism: Colletotrichum abscissum
Lineage: Eukaryota; Fungi; Ascomycota; Sordariomycetes; Glomerellales; Glomerellaceae
Product: NAD-dependent deacetylase sirtuin-5
Exons: 6
Coding region: 1-2382 (793 amino acids)
Biological process (GO): tricarboxylic acid cycle; succinyl-CoA metabolic process
Cellular component (GO): succinate-CoA ligase complex; mitochondrion
Molecular function (GO): ATP binding; metal ion binding; succinate-CoA ligase (ADP-forming) activity
Source: RefSeq, a predicted model, not a curated record
AUGGCAACUCGGACUCUGACAGCAAAGUUGUGGCGUCUCAAUGCAAAUUUGGUAUCGAAGCAACAACUUCGACAGCUCACGCUACAUGAAUAUCAGUCGCAGAACCUUUUGAAGGAGUUCGGCAUCCCAGUACCCCGAGGACACCUCGCAAGAACACCAGCCGAAGCUGCGGUGAUUGCCACAGAGCUUGGCGGAAACUGUUCUCUCAAAUCACAGAUAUUAAGGGGCGGCAUCGAUGACGGCGCGUUUGACAACGGGUCAGGGGCCGGCAUUCAACUGGUCAAUAAUGCAGAAAGCGCCGAGAAAGCUGCCAAUCGCAUGCUUGGUCACUACUUGAAGACGGAUCAAUCCGUAGGUAACGGUGUAUUGGUCAAUAAGCUUCAUGUUACGGAAAGCCUGAAUCCCGAAAGAAAGUGGUACUUGGCGAUCACAUUCGAUCGCGAGAACUAUUGUCCAAUAAUCAUCGCGUCAAAAUUUGGCGGAGUCGCCAUCGAAAAGAUAGCAGCCCAGCAUCCAGACGAGCUGCAUACAUUUCGAUUUGGAUUCACGGAUGGCAUCACAUCCAAACUCACCGACAAAGUCUCGAAAUGUCUCGGAGCUUCGGCGAAAGAGAAGGAAGACCUCAAUGACAUACUCGGCAGACUCUAUAAGAUUUUCACAACAAAGGACGCCUAUUCGCUUGAGAUCAAGACUCUAGCAAGCUCGUCAGAAGGAGGUCUGACUUGCAUGGACGCCAAGUUCUCAUUUGAUGAUGCUGCGGCCAAGCGGCAGAAGCCACUUUUUGCAGAGCGAGACACGGAGCACGAGAUUCCAGAAGAAGUCGAGGCUGAGAAGUAUGGGCUGGUCUAUGUUCGCAUGGACGGCGACAUUGGCAAUGUGGUCAAUGGAGCAGGUCUCGCGAUGGCGACCAACGAUGCGAUUGCCCUGCACGGUGGCGCCAGUGCAAACUUUCUUGAUGCUGGUGGGCAAGCGACGAAGGAGACCAUGGUCAAGGCAUUUGAGAUUAUCCUGCGGGACCAGAGGGUGAAGACGAUAUUUGUCAACAUCUAUGGCGGAAUUACUAGAGGCGACAUGAUCGCAGAAUCCAUUCUUGGUGCAGCCAAAGAGCUGGGACCGCUGAAAAUUCCCAUGGUGGUUCGACUUCAAGGCACCAACUCUGAGAUGGGAUUGAAAAUCGCAACCAACGUCAACUCGAAGAGAUAUUUGAAGAAACCAAUUUCCCUGUUGACUUUUCGAAACAACGAGCUAUCAUACUACAACCCGACCACACCUGUAUCAUCUCUACGCCAAGAUUCGAUGGCUGACUCAACUACAACUCAGCCCGACCUAGACCCUAUCGCGGUCGCUGACUUCCACGACACACUCAAGAAGUCAAAGCGCAUCGUUGCUCUCAUCGGCGCAGGUCUUUCCGUAUCCUCGGGCCUUGCCACCUUCCGAGGGGCCAACGGACUGUGGAGGAACCAGGACAUAACGCAGGUCGCUUCACCCGCAGGCUUCCGUCAUGACCCGGGUCUCGUCUGGCAAUUUUACACGUAUCGCAGGCACGACGCCCUUCGUGCCAAGCCGAACCCCGCUCACUAUGCUCUGGCCGAGCUCGCGCGCAGAGUGCCUGGCUUCGUCGCGUUGACGCAAAAUGUCGAUAACUUGAGCCCUCGGGCUGGUCAUUCGCCCAGUCAGCUGAAGGAGCUCCACGGCAAUCUUUUUGCGCUGUCCUGCGUCGAUGUGGUUGGAUGCGGAUACACCGAGCGUGACAACUUUGAGGAGUCUCUGUCGCCAGCACUCGAUCCUUCAAAGGACGAGGAGAGGACCAUCGGCAGCAUCAGUCCGGACGAGAAGCCUCGCGCCAGCCCAGUACUGUUAGCCGGCAUCGCGCGGAAACACGCGCAAAUCCUCGGGGAGAAGUAUGAGGGCAAUUCUCCGACCACGCGGGAUCUGACCGCUCUGAAAGCCCCGGAUCAACCGGCGUCAUCGAACCCCGUUGCUGUUAUCCGGAUGUCGUCGGGGUUGGAGAAAAAGGACCUACCGCAAUGCCCUAAGUGCAAGAACAACAUCCUCCGUCCCGCCGUCGUCUGGUUUGGCGAGCCACUGCCCGUUGAGGUUGUUGAAGAGGCCCAGGCGCUUUUCGAUGACCCCGAGGCCAUCGAUUUGUUUCUGACGAUUGGAACCACCAGCAAGGUCUGGCCGGCGGCUGGGUAUGCCGAGAUGGCUUGCAAGAAGGGUGCGAGAGUUGCUGUUAUCAACACGCGAGCUGAAGACGCGAGACAUGUUCGGCCGGAUAAGGACUGGGUGUUUGUAGGAGAUGCAGCAGUUGUCCUCCCCCAGUUACUGAAACCGGUGAUUAGCGAAUCAUACGAGCAAGUCGAGAAGAACAUGAAAAAAUAG